AUGCUCGUGACUCAGCUACACACCAACAGUCCAGCACAAGCUCUGCUCUGCCACUCCCAGUGCAUGCGCUACAAAUACGGUAAUACUAGCACAGAACUACACGUACGCCGCCGGACGUCCCUGACGUUGCACGCCCGCCGCGCACCGAACAGGUCGGCGAUGGCAAAGAACGCCGCGGCCACCGCCGACGCCGGCGACGAGGUCGUCCACGACUUCUCUCCGCUCCUCCUGGUCCACAGGAGCGGCAGGCUCGAGCGGCCCCUCGCCAUGCCGCCCGUCCCGCCCGGCCACGACGCCGCAACGGGCGUCGUGUCCAAGGACGUGUCGCUCUCGCCCUUCUCGUUCGUGCGUCUCUACCGCCCGCCCGAAACGGGCGCCGGCGCCGGCAAGAAGCUCCCCGUCCUCGUGUACUUCCACGGCGGGGGGUUCGUGAUCGGGUCGGCCGCGUCGGCCGCUUACCACCGCUGCCUCAACGACCUCACCGCGGCCUGCGCCGCCGUCGCGGUCUCCGUCGACUACCGCCUCGCCCCGGAGCACCUGCUCCCCGCGGCGUACGAGGACUCCCUGGCGGCCCUCAAGUGGGUGCUCUCCGCCGCCGACCCGUGGCUCGCCGAGAGAGCCGACCUCUCCCGCAUUUUCCUCGCGGGAGACAGCGCCGGCGGCAACAUCUGCCACCACCUCGCCAUGCACCACGACUUCAGGGGCGCCGCAGGAAGGCUCAAGGGGAUCGUCCUGAUCCACCCGUGGUUCUGGGGCAAGGAGACCAUCGGCGAAGAGCCCCGGCCGGGGCGCGCGGAGGGCGUGGAGCAGAAGGGCCUGUGGGAGUUCGUGUGCCCCGACGCAGUGGACGGCGCGGACGACCCCCGGAUGAACCCGACCGUGGAGGGCGCGCCGGGGCUGGAGAACCUGGCGUGCGAGAAGGUGAUGGUGUGCGUCGCCGAGGGGGACUUCUUGCGUUGGCGCGGCAGGGCGUACGCGGAUGCGGCGGCCCGGGCGAGGGGCCCCGAGCCGGCGGUGGAGCUGUUCGAGUCGGAGGGGGUCGGCCACGUGUUCUACCUGUACGAGCCUGCGACGGAGAAGGCCAGGGAGUUGCUCCAGAGGAUCGUGGCGUUCGUCAGAGCGGAGUGA
Messenger RNA from Triticum turgidum subsp. durum (durum wheat), 1128 nucleotides. NCBI's taxonomy places the organism in Eukaryota, Viridiplantae, Streptophyta, Magnoliopsida, Poales, Poaceae. The record is from the annotation of a GenBank genome assembly.